UGCGUCUCUGAGGAGCAUCAAGGCAUCUUCCACUCCGUCAACCUCAUCGACACCGUGUACCAGGAGGAGAAGUUAACUUUCUUCAGCAGUCUGAAAAAAAUGAGAACAGUAAAUGAGAAGCUGAUGGCUGAAAUCUCAAGUCAACCAAAUGAUAUGGAUAUGUUGCUGAACAACGAUGCAGAGAUAAUUGCACUGGAAUUUGGAGAAAUUUUCAAAACUCUGGAAACGAAGAAACGUCAUUUGCUAGAAGAUGUUGAAAAUCAAAGAAGUAAAAAAGAGAAAGAAUUUCAGAUUUGGAAAAAAAUGAAGGAAACUCACAGGAAGACUAUUGAGAAUUUUUUGAAGGAUUGUGAAAAGCUUGUCCAUGAGUGUGAUCCUCAGCGUUUCCUGGAGGUGGCCUGUGGCUUGAAUACAAGAAUGAAAACUCAACUUGACCUGAUGAAUAUAGCAUCCAGCUAUGAAAAACCACCAGAGUAUACUCAAAAGAAGCUGGAUAUCAAACCUGUAGUUAAUGAAAUCUUGGCUUUGAAGUUAUUGCCCAUUAAUGUAGGCGUUUCUAAAGAUCUACCUUCUGGAGGAAGUGAGAACUCAACUAAAAAUACCAUGUUUAAAAAUAAGGUAAAGCAGUGGCAGGACUGGAAAAAUACACCAAACAUAUUUCUUCCUGUAGUGGGACAGGAGGAAGCACUAGCAGAUGGUAGCCGGAUCUGUACUCGCUUCAUGUCAAUAUCAGAAAUGUCAGCGUUUCAAAACAUGAGUCACGAGGAGUUGCGCUACAAAUACUAUAUGGAACGUCAGAAGCUCACCAGUGAGUUCAAGACACAAACCUUACCUGCAAAUAGAAAAUAUAAAUUUUUACCUGCUGAGGCUUUGAAGGAAAUGGUACUGAAAAAACAGAAAAAGAGAAGAUGA
This is a messenger RNA of Mesitornis unicolor (brown roatelo), 912 nucleotides long. RefSeq lists its product as uncharacterized. The annotation marks the transcript as partial. The record is from RefSeq and is a predicted model, not a curated record. The transcript has 9 exons. Lineage: Eukaryota; Metazoa; Chordata; Aves; Mesitornithiformes; Mesitornithidae.